UUGAUUUGCUGUGUGCUGGCUGGCACAUCAGGUCUAUAGGAGUAAAUGACUACUACUGAGUUGUUUAUUCACUGAAGCACAAGAGGUAGACGUAGACAUUUCAGCACUGGGCACACAAUGCUGGGGCGGCUAUUGAAAAGUGAGCCUCUUGUCACAAGUAUUUUGAGAACAACCGAAUUCUGGAGGUGUCCAUGUACCAAGCACGCUCAGAUAUUGACAAGAAGAACCCUUUGUCACAAAGCAGAGGCCACAAAGAAGGUUAUUUCUCAAACAGCUAUUCCAGGCCGUAGCACAUUCAGAAAUGACAGAAGACCUACAGCAUUUGAUAAAAAGAUUUUAUUAUGGGCAGGACGGUUUAAAAAAGAGGAGGAUAUUCCAGCUCUAUUAUCAGCUGAGGUCAUCAAAGCUGCUACGAGCCGAGUGAGGAUCAAAAUUUGCUACAUCACAAUGGCACUGACUCUGCUAGGCUGCUUGGUCAUGAUCAUCUCAGGCAAGCAAGCUGCUAGAAGAGAGGACACGCUGCUGAGGAUGAAUACCGAAAAGAAGGCCAUGUGGAGGGCUGAAGCAGAGACGGACCUGGAGGCAGCUGCAAUGAAACCUUAGUGAUCAAGACGGCAUUUAUUUUAGCAGCAGGUGAUAAGUGAUUUAUACAUGUGGCCUAUGCACCUCUGCUCCGCUAACUCUUUGGAGCUUCUUGUCACGGCAAAGAUUUCCCAUAGAAAACUGUUUACUUACGAAUUUUGAAACCCUAGUGGAAAUUCCAAGAGACUCAC
Trachemys scripta elegans is the source of this 773-nucleotide messenger RNA. Its product is annotated as protein FAM162B-like. The transcript has 4 exons. The record is from RefSeq and is a predicted model, not a curated record. Bases 118 to 603 code for a protein of 161 amino acids. Gene Ontology annotation, cellular component: mitochondrion. Gene Ontology annotation, biological process: cellular response to hypoxia; neuron apoptotic process; positive regulation of release of cytochrome c from mitochondria. NCBI's taxonomy places the organism in Eukaryota, Metazoa, Chordata, Testudines, Emydidae.